ACAGGAGACAGUCCACUGACGCGGGAACAAGAGAGAGGGGGCAGAUUCCGGGAAAGCUUGGAAAGAUCGCAACCGACUGAGUGGGGGACAAGCUUAAGACAAACAGAAAUUAGAAAAAACUAUAAAAGUCAAAAAGUAAAUUAAAUAAUCAGAGGAUUUGGUUUUGCUGUUUUAAGGCGAUUUUUUGCCAAUUGAGUACCGCCAAGACUGUCAACAGUUUUGUACCGAUUUCUCUCUUGUUUGCAGCAUCGCCGGCAGCUGAAAGUGAGACAUAUUUUGUGGCACAGACCUCUCAGAGGAGGAGGAAGAGGUUAUUUUCAACAAAAAUCAAGAACGCCAACCGCUCGUCAAGGACUCUGACAGCUCCGAUACAGAAAUAUCGACCGGGAUGCAUUUUGACGAUAUCCUCCGCCAUAUUGGCGAGUUUGGCAAGUUUCAGAUCAUCAAAUACUUGAUUCUGUGUAUAUCUUCCAUCUCCGCAGGAUGUCAUAUGAUGGUUGCCGUCUUUAUACAGGUUCUUCCAAAACACAGGUGCAUGAUCCCAGGUCUUCCCAAUGACACGUAUGCAAUCCAGGGAGCCUGGCAUGAACUCCUGAUUAACGAGACCAUCCCGUUGGGCUCCAAGGGCGACUACUUUGAGUGUUCCCUCUACUCCAACUUCUCCUACACUAACGCCACCUAUAGCUGUGACAAAUGGGUGUACGACAAGUCUGUGUUCACUGCAACCUUUGCCACUGAUUUUGGCCUGGCUAACUGUGGAGAGAAGUGGAAGAUUGCUACGGCCCAGAUUGUCUUCAUGGCAGGAGUGCUGGUGGGGGCCUUCGUCAUGGGGGCUCUGUCAGAUGCCAUUGGUCGUAAGCCCACCUUGAUUAUCUCUGUGUUGCUACAAGGUGUUUGUGGCACAGCAGCAGCCUUUGCUCCAGAAUACUACAGUUUUAUUGUCCUCAGGUUCUUUGUGGGCUCAGCCACUGCCGGGCUGUUCAUGACCACUUUUGUACUAGGCAUGGAGUUGGUUGGUCCUUCCAAGCGUAUGAUAGCAGGCAUAUCAAUAGAAUACUUCUUUGCGGGAGGUCUGAUCAUACUUACCAUGGUUGGGUACUUCUUGCGUGACUGGAGGCAUAUAGAAUUGGCAGUUUCUGUUCCAAGUUUUGCCUAUAUUCUUUACUGGUGGUUUGUCCCUGAAUCAGCACGAUGGUUGCUGGCCAAUGGGAAGGAAGAUAAGGCAGAGGAAAUAUUACGCCAGGCAGCCAAGGUGAAUGGCAAGGUCCUCCCAGAGAAACUGUUUGAGCAGGUGGCCGAGGACGAGGAGGAGCAUCAUGGGAGCAUUCUGCAGAUCUUCAGGUCGCCAAGGACCCUGGUCAGAACGCUCAUCAUCUUCCUGAACUGGUGUGUGGUCAGCAUGGUCUACUAUGGCCUCAGUUUGAACAGUGGUAAUCUUGGAGGAGAUAUCUUCCUCAAUUUUUUCCUCUCAGGGCUGGUGGAGUUUCCUGCCUACUGCUUCUGUUUUUGUAUAGACAAAGUGGGCCGCAAGGGACCUCAUGUGUUUGGCAUGCUCUUGGGUGGUAGUGCGUGUCUUUGCACCAUUUUCGUGGCUCUUUACGCUGAUCCUGGUGAUCCUAACACCAGGUGGUUCUACAUAGCUCUCAGUAUCGUAGGGAAGCUGGGGGCCACUAUGGGGUUUGCCAUCAUCUAUGUGUGGUCUGCAGAACUCUAUCCCACUGUGUUGAGGAACAGUCUGAUGGGCUUCAGCUCCACAUUUGCCAGGGUUGGGGGCAUGCUGGCACCUGUCAUUGCUAACAUGGUGACCUUCCCAGGUGCUAUAGGCAGAAGUGCUGCUCUGAUAGUGUUUGGUGCAGCCACGGUAUUUGUAGCCUUGCUGUCUAUCCUACUGCCUGAAACUGCAGGGAGAGAAUUGCCAGAAACUAUUGAUGAUGCUGAGAAAGUGCCUUUCUUCUCCAGUGCCCCCAAGGCAGGCGAGGACACAGAGAAGAGUCUUCCAGUGGAGCCGAAAUACACCAAGAAGGACUUUGCCUACAACAAUCCUGUCAUGGAGGAUAAAGUUUAAAAUUGCUUCAUCACUUCAAGCAAUUCUGUGGUGAACUCUGCAUCAUUUACAUUCUUUACUUUCUUAUUUUGAAAAUUUAGGAUUUGUUAUGGGUUUGGGCGUGUAGGUAUUUAUUUUUUUCUGCAAAAAGCAUUUUGUGUUUCUUAAAUUUUAUUUUUGUUAGAUUAGAAUGGUGUUAAGUGACUAAAUAUUAUUGAUAAAAUGAUCUACUAUUAACAAGUGAUUGCUCAGUUACAUUUCAUGCAUUUCAUAACUUUAAAAGGGAAAUUUUGAGUCGCAAUAAAAGUUGAUAGACUGAUAUUUUUGAUUAUGUGACAAGUGAGACUUCCAAGGAAGUAUACUUUACAAUAAAGUUGUCAUCACUAUUUUCUAUUUUUCUAUUUUAUAACAGAAAAUAUUAUGUCCAAUGUAAAAAAAUAUGGUUUUUAUUUCUGAUCAUCAUCAAGCAUUGUGUCAGGACAAGAGUAGAUAUUACAUCGAGAAAGGUGAUGGGUAAUGUGUUGAAAGAUAUUAAAGAGACCAGACCAUCAGUCUAAGACCUUUUUUGCACAAUAUAAAUCAGGGUAACUGUAUUAGUAUCAUCAGAGAUUUAUUGUGAAAUUUGUAAAUAUAAUAUGUCAGAUAUUUAAAGUGUUAAGUUGCAUGAACCACUUCUGCAAGAAUUUAAUGAUUUGAUAUUUCUUUUUUCUUUAUUAUUUUUAUUAUUAAUAUUAUUAUUAUUAUUAUAUUUAUUUUGGCAAUCAAAUUUUAAAGCACCAGAACAAUUGAAAAAUGGUGCUACAAAAAUACCUCAUUCAGUCACCGUAAACUUCUCCUGAAGUUUUGUGAGACUGUUUUGUACUUGUUGAUUCUUUUCAAGGAUUUUGGCCGUCACACCUUAAAAUUGCCCUGUCAAUUAGCCUAUAGAAUGUGAUAUAGUAUUAUAGUAUAUAAUGUAUAUAUAUAUAUUAUUUGUAUACACUGGCAGUAGCUUUGCGGGAUUUUUUGACAUUUUAAUGAUUUAAGGGCAUUUUCAAACUAUAGAAUACUUUAUCAGUUUAUUUAAGAUAAUAGAAAACUGAUCUCAUGUAUACUUUUUCAUGUAUUUCGGUGAAUUGGGAUUGUCAGAUUAUUAACACCGAUAUGUAUAGACAAUUCUAGUCAAUAAAAGUGGAAGUUUCGAUUAA
Molecule: messenger RNA, 3231 nt
Organism: Lingula anatina
Lineage: Eukaryota; Metazoa; Brachiopoda; Lingulata; Lingulida; Lingulidae
Product: organic cation transporter protein
Biological process (GO): transmembrane transport
Cellular component (GO): membrane
Molecular function (GO): transmembrane transporter activity
Source: RefSeq, a predicted model, not a curated record